Haliotis rufescens (red abalone) is the source of this 3146-nucleotide messenger RNA. Its product is annotated as N(6)-adenine-specific methyltransferase METTL4-like. Lineage: Eukaryota; Metazoa; Mollusca; Gastropoda; Lepetellida; Haliotidae. The record is from RefSeq and is a predicted model, not a curated record. Gene Ontology annotation, cellular component: nucleus; RNA N6-methyladenosine methyltransferase complex. The transcript is spliced from 10 exons. Gene Ontology annotation, molecular function: methyltransferase activity; nucleic acid binding. Bases 399 to 1895 code for a protein of 498 amino acids.
GGAAACAGCAUGUGAGGAAGUGGCAAUCAGCUGGUGACAGCUAAAUUUAGGUUGUCCCGCGAAGUCUGACUUUAAAGUUUUGAUGGAGCAAUUACUAGGGUUGUGAUGGCGGUCCGAAUUAUACAUGAAACGACAUAUCUCGUAUCAUCAGUCAUUCGACGACGACAACUUUAGCUACUUGCCAGUGAACAGACCGCCAUCAUUUAGCUGGAAUAUUGGUGAGUGCGGCAUUAACCAAACAACAAACAAAAACAAACAAAUCAAACUUGCUGGGAUUUUCAGUUGGCCUAGUUGGGUCUUCAACAAGUCAUCACACAUGUGAAUCAUCUCGGCUGUAUUGCAGAUGCUAACCCUUAGAGCUGGAUGUCCCCAGGCGGCUAAAGACUGAACCACCCGCCAUGACCGUGGUGUGUAAGACCAAGAUGGGCUGGUUCAUUGACCAUCUGCUGGCAGUGGACGGGGCCUAUACGGGCCACCAGACCACCACGCACUACAGCCUCAAGUCAGCCAUGUUUGAUAUGCAGUGUCCCUUCAUGAUGGAUUCCCAGUUUGAGAAGUGGCACAAGCUCCAGGAGACGCAGCAGACUCCACAGACAAAGAAGAGAAAGCGGAGGAUACCAGACAUGAGCGGUGGCGGUGAUACUAGCGAAUUAAAAGAGCUUGUAGAGAGACUGUCAUCAGCUCACAAGACACUAGUUGCCGCUGCUCGUCAACACGGACAUCUGCUGGAGAGGAAGGUAGUCCCUAGCAACAACAACACUGCUGCCAGACUAGCAGCAAGUCUAGCUGGACCAGGGGAUAGGCUGGCUGAGGUGGCCGAGUCAUGGUCUAAGGGAGAGAACUCAUGGCAGUCUCCACAUCUCAUCAAUGACAGUGGAACAGCACUCAGCAUGGCAGACGUCUUUCACCGGAGAGUGACAUACAAGGGAGAUAAUCCUGUUGUCAUGUGUCUUGAUGGUCACCACUACCUAAUUCCACCUCGGUCGUCAUUCGUCAUGUCUGACUUCAACCAGCUGCUGCAGAACUCAAACACUCUACAAGGUGGGUAUGACUUGAUCGUUGUCGACCCUCCGUGGCAGAACAAGUCCGUGAAGAGGAAGAGGAGCUACUACAGUCUGGAAGAGGAAUCCCUGCUUCGGCUGCCAGUAGCUGACUUGGCCUCACCCUCCUGUCUCAUUGUCACGUGGGUCACAAACAAGCCACGCCUUACUUCAUUUGUACAAGACCAACUGCUGCCACAUUGGGGCGUCCAGCAGGUCAUGCAGUGGCACUGGGUGAAGGUGACAGUGGAUGGGACCAUGGUCUGUGAUAUUGCCUCCCCAACAAAGAAACCGUACGAAACUCUGCUCCUCGGUCGAUUGGUGAGGAAGGGAGGGGAGACAACUCAGGAGAAACAGGGUCCACCAGUAACUUCAGGACACAGCUCAAGUUUUGUGGAGUCUCUCUCUGUGAAGGGUGUUAGCUCAACUCAUCAUGAUCAACACACAUCCGUCCCAGUCACGUUAAGGGCAGACAACUCAAAUACGUCAGACCAGGACCUGUUGGCUACAUCAAGAGCAAAUGACUCUGAUGUGAUUGACCAGUACGUUGCCAAAGUCAAGGAAUAUGACAGCUCAAGUCUUCUGCAGUCAUCAAAGGGUAACAACUCUCAUGUUACCCAUGGUUACUUAUCAGAGGGUAACGUUUCAGAUCUGCCAGACAAUCGUGUGAUCCUCAGUGUGCCUUGCAGUCUUCACUCCAAGAAACCCCCACUUCAAGAUGUCCUGGCGCAGUACCUACCGCCAACACCAGCAUGUCUGGAGCUGUUUGCCCGGAACUUGUGGCCAGAUUGGGUCAGCUGGGGACAUGAAGUACUGAAGCAUCAGCACUUGGACUACUUUGAGGAGAAGACCUAGACCGUGUCUUAAAGGGGUAUUCCACACAGACAACAUGGCUGGUCCCAGUGACUGGCAGCUCAGGAGCCCAUGUCCUAAAGGGACGUUCCACAGACAACAUGGCUGGCACCAGUGACUGGCAGGUUAGGACCCAUGUCUUAAAGGGACAUUCCACACAGACAACAUGGCUGGUCCCAGUGACUGGCAGCUCAGGAGCCCAUGUAUUAACGGGACAUUCCACACGGACACCAUGGCUGGUCCCAGUGACUGACAGCCAAGGAUUCAUGUCUCAAAGGGACAUUCCACACAGACAACAUGGCUGGUCCCAGUGACUGACAGCCAAGGAUCCAUGUCUUAAAGGGGCGUUCCACACACACAACAUGGCUGGUCCAAGUGACUAAGAGCUUUGGAGCCCAUGUGUUAAAGUCUGGUUUAGUGAAUGUGAUCAACUGGAGCUCCAACAGGUUGUGAACUAGCUGGCAAGGUGACAGCUGGUUGGCAAGGUGACAGGUGGUUGGCAAGGUGAUAGAUAGUUGGCAAGGUGAUAGAUAGUUGGCAAGGUGACAGGUGGUUGGCAAGGUGAUAGAUGGUUGGCAAGGUGAUAGAUGGUUGGCAAGGUGACAGGUGGUUGGCAAGGUGACAGGUGGUUUUCUAGAUGACCAGCAGUCCACACACCUUCCUAUGACGAUGGGCAGCAAUGGAUGCAGGAUUGUGUUACUAAACUGAGAGGACAUGACUGAGGUUGUGAUGGCUGCAUGGUGACAUUAUCACACAUUAUCACACAGACACAGCAUGACAGUAGUUCCAAGUAGUGCACCACACCAGUCCCAUGAUGACAUAUAUAGUGAUGAGUGUGUGAUAAUACAAAUGGCCUGUUUACAAACCACUCAUCCCACAUCCCUGAGGGACAUCAAUAUGGCUGGGAUGAAUCUGUUCGUCCACCCAGUCGUCUGUGCUGUGUGUAGGGAGACCCAGUCGGGAAUAUGUUCCAACUACAAGAAGAUAUUUUAAGUGCCGUUGUACAAAACAACCUUAGCACUACGAUUGUCGUAAGUCUAUGUUAAGGUAUGGGUGUUACAAUUACCUUAGCGCUAAGAUCUGUCUGUACAACAGUACCCUGGACUGAUCCUCUGUGCCACUGACUACUGUUACAGACACUGCCAAGUAGCAAUAUGUCUGACAUUCACUGGAGUUGUUCCUCGCAGACUUUCAGCAAUAUCGACAGGAACACAGUGAGGUGAGGUGAGGUGAGGUGAGGUGAGGUGAGGUGAA